AUGGCAGCAGGACCAGAUCGUCUCUUCAACCUGGGAAACAAUUUUUAUGUGGGAGCUUAUCAAACGGCGAUCAACAGCAGCGAGAUCCCUAACCUCUCGCCGGAGGAUGCCGUGGAACGCGACUGCCUCGUCUUCCGCUCUUACAUUGCACUCGGUAGCUAUCAGCUUGUCAUCAGUGAGAUCGAUGAAGCAGCCGCUACUCCACUACAGGCAGUCAAAGUCCUCGCCAUGUAUCUAUCGAGUCCUGCAAAUAAGGAAUCAACCAUAUCAAGCUUGAAGGAAUGGUUGUCAGAUUCGACUGUAGGAAACAAUGCUACUUUGCGGUUGAUUGCUGGUAUUAUUUUCAUGCACGAGGAAGAUUAUAAUGAAGCUCUGAAGCACACUCAUGGUGGAGGAACAAUGGAUCUGCAUGCCUUGAGUAUCCAAAUAUUCAUUAAGAUGCACAGAUCAGAUUAUGCUGAGAAGCAACUUAGAGUGAUGCAACAAUAUGACGAAGACCACACUCUCACUCAACUUGCUAGUGCAUGGUUGAACCUGGCACAGGGUUGCUCGAAGAUACAGGAAGCUUAUCUCAUUUUCCAGGAUUUCUGUGAGAAGUACCCAAUGACAUGCUUGAUCUUGAAUGGCAAAGCAGUUUGCUGUAUGCAAAUGGGUAACUUUGAUGAAGCUGAGACGCUACUUCUUGAAGCACUCAACAAGGAUGCUAAAGAUCCAGAAACUCUUGCGAACCUUGUCGUCUGCAGUCUUCAUGUUGGCAAAUCAUCUUCACGUUACUUUAGUCAGCUGAAACUUUCUCACCCGGAACACAUGCUUGUGAAGCGUGUCUCAUCAGCCGAAGAUAACUUCGAGAGAGCGGUUCAAUCGGUCGCCUGA
Messenger RNA from Thlaspi arvense, 873 nucleotides. The record is from the annotation of a GenBank genome assembly. NCBI's taxonomy places the organism in Eukaryota, Viridiplantae, Streptophyta, Magnoliopsida, Brassicales, Brassicaceae.